Messenger RNA from Mycena citricolor, 1068 nucleotides. Lineage: Eukaryota; Fungi; Basidiomycota; Agaricomycetes; Agaricales; Mycenaceae. The record is from the annotation of a GenBank genome assembly.
GAGUCAACUGUUCGACCGCUUGUUCCUGCCUCUUUUGGCACAGACAUCCAAGACUACCAGCAUCGUUUCCGAGAGGCUUUGGUUGCGGGCGGGUCUGGACAGGCCGUUAUCAAUGCGUCCCGACUCCCGGUAACUGAGUCGGUCCACAUUUUCCAGAUCCCGCUCCUUUCGCUCAAGGAGCUUCUCGGGAGUGGGAGUGACGAGGAAGGCUCAGUUGCUCGUUAUUUUGUGUGCGACUUCGCAGAGGCAAAACUAGGAUCUCUUACAACAGAUCUCACGAAUCGUCUUGGCGUUGGCAGCUUCAAGGACGCGUAUCUGGGUUGGCUGACCCUGAACAGAAUGUCGGACUCGGGUUUGGGCUUCGUGGCCAAUCAGAAAGUUGCCGUGAAGCGUAUGUUCACCAACAAAGGUCUAGUACGGCGAGGCACUCUCACUCGUUUGCAACCCCGCGAUGAGUACACAGAGAUUAUGCGUGAGGCCAACCUCCUCCUGUGGUCGUAUGGGCUGUUCAAUGCUGCGCUGUCUUAUGUGACACAUCGGGUCCGCAACUUUGCGGCGGAGAUCCCAUCAGACUUGCGCAUUCCCACUCUCCGUUUCGUCGAUGCCGCUCUGGCACUUGUGCACAAACCGGUUGCAGGUGGCAGCGUUGUGAGUGCGACUACGUUGGCAAAAUCAUACCUGCUCGAGGAGUACAUCUCCACAUUGCCUGGAGAGAAGUUCAAGAAAUUUGUUCACAACGGCGAAGCGGUUCCUGCCCUUGCACCCCAAGAUCCCGAUUUCUACAUUGCGGAAUUCCUUUGUUUUACUCAGCACUUCCAGUACGCCAAGUCGGGAGGGCUGGUAAUUCUUUCAGAUCUCCAAGGAUCAUCGACCCUCUUGACAGAUGCACAGAUCAUGACCUCCUCCACGCUGACGGACGAAGAUGUGUUUGGCGGCGGAAACAUUCCCGCUAUCUUUGACAGAUUCGAAGACGAGCACAAGUGCAACGUGUACUGCCGCGCAUUUGGAAUGUUGCCGUUCCAGGUAUAUGAUGAGGACGCAAAGAUUUGAUACAUUUACUUGUUCUGU